Messenger RNA from Arabidopsis thaliana (thale cress), 1639 nucleotides. RefSeq lists its product as uncharacterized. The record is from RefSeq and is marked reviewed. Lineage: Eukaryota; Viridiplantae; Streptophyta; Magnoliopsida; Brassicales; Brassicaceae. Gene Ontology annotation, cellular component: nucleus. The transcript is spliced from 2 exons. The coding region runs from base 806 to 1174 and encodes 122 amino acids.
GCCAGGAGGUGGUUCACUUUAUAUAUUUGCAUUGUAUUUGGGUUCUCUGUACCAAUUCUGGUGUGUUGCCAUUUAAUUUUGUUUGUGUUUCUUUAAUUUCAAUUUAAUUUCUUUGACUGUACAUUUUUUACUUUCGAAAUUAUGAUUUUUCUUCUUCUUCUUCCAAUUUCAACUUUUAUUAUAAACAUCUAAUUCAAGUUGGUUGCCCAUUUAAUUUCUUGGUUCCAUAUAUUAACUCCUAUGAAGAAAAUAAAAAUAAAUAAUGGUUGUUCUGUUGAGUAUUUAAUUUGAUUUCUGUGUAUUAGCCAUUAAACACCUCUCUUGUUCUUUUCCUCCUCCUAUUUAAUAAGCAAUGAAUUGGAUUCCUGCAAAUAUCUACAGAUUUUCUUGUGUAUUUAUUAAAAUACAUUUAAGAAAUUUAAAUUACUGGUUUGAAGUUGAAAAAAGUAAUUAGAAUUCGAUACUCUUGAGGCAAAAAUUAAAUCAAUUAACGCAAUCUGAUAGUAUGUAUCGUCUAGUAGUAGUAUACUUCAAUUCAAUCUUUAUGAUUCUCUCUCUCUCACACAGUCCUUUCUCACUCAUAAUUAAAUUAAGCCUUAAUGAAAAAUCUAUCUAUCUCCUCCUUUAAUUUUCUCUCUGUGUUCUUUCUUGUAUAUAAAGGCCUAAGCUCAAGCAAUCCAACCACCAGUGGUAAUAAGAGAGAAGACUCUUCUUUUUUUUUGGUAGAAGAAGACUCUUCUUUGUGAUACAAGUAACCAGUCUUUGAGAUCACAGAAAACCUCCUUCUCAAACCGUAGGUUUCAAGAUGAGUCGAAGAAGUCCAAAGCUGGAACUGAAGUUGAAUCUCUCGCCGCCUACGUCAAGCCAGAGGAGGAUGGUUCGAUCUCCAAGCCGCUCAGCGACGACUUCACCGACCUCACCUCCAAGCUCAUGCGUCUCGUCGGAGAUGAACCAGGACGAGCCAUCUGUGAGAUACUCGACAAGUCCAGAGACUACCUCGAUGGUUCUUGUCGGAUGUCCUCGUUGUCUCAUGUACGUUAUGCUCUCAGAAGACGACCCUAAAUGCCCUAAAUGCAAAAGCACCGUUCUUCUUGAUUUCCUCCAUGAAAACGCCACAAACGCCAACGCAAACGCAGCCGCUGCUUCCUCUGGUCGCAAGACUCGAAGGAACUGAUGAAGGACCAGUAAAAUCAAAAUCCUGUUCCUUCUUUAUGUUAUUUAUUUUUCUUUCGUUUUUUUGCGAAUGUAGCUGUUGUUUUUAUGAGAGUAGUGCUAAUCACGCUCCACUCUAAAACCCGGAGAAGAAGGUAGGAGAAGGAAAUUAGGGUUUCCCUAUUCAAGAAAAUUUUCAAAAAGAGUGGAGCGCGAAUAGCACUAACUUUUCUUUUUCUUUUCUCUCAACAUUUUUCUACCAUUUGAGUUCUCUAAUGGAAGAAGAAUUUUUAAAUAUAUGUGAAAACAUGUGUCAUUGUCUUCGUAUUCCUCUACUCUAUCUAAUUUCUCAUACUCUGUUUCGGAUGCUCUGUUUCUAGGGCAUCUCUGUUUUUUGGAUGUGUUUGUAAAAAGAAAAUAGAGGUUUUGUGUGUACGACUAUAACAAAAGUAGACAUUCUUAGCGUAGCAGAGAGAUUGCUUACACA